AUGAUUGUGGUGUCAGCAGAUGACUUUGGAUCAUUGGAGAUACUAUGCUUUGGUCUGAACAUUAUACCAUUCCAUCGUGCACCAUCAUGUUCUGAUCAGAACAACAGGAACAAUGCCAAUUCAUACUGGUCUAUAACAUGCAAGGAUGGAUCAGCCAUUGCAAUGGAGCUUGGUUGUAACAAUCAAUUUGCAAGUGGCAAUGAGGAAUCUGAUUGGACAAAGCAUUUCCCCAAUCUAAAGUCAUUGUCCAUAACAUUCAAGAACAACAAGUUCAUCCUUCCAACAUCUUUGUCAACUCAUCCAACUUUGUCCAAUAUUGACUUGUCAACAGAUGGAAUCAUAUCUAUUGUUGGAGGUGAUUGGAGGAAUAUGAAGAAUCUUCAGGCAGUGUCAUUGGAGAAUGCACAAUUGAUACCAAUACUUCCAAACUCAACAGAGACAGUAUACAUUGAGAUCAAGGAUGGCACUCCAAGCAGUCUAUCACUAGACACAACAGUGUUUAGUAGCAAUCUUCAAUCAUAUUAUUUGGAUACCAAUGGCAAGGCAAUCACUGCACCAAGUUUGUUGCCCAUCACCUUCCUUCAGGGCGCCACUAAACUUCAACAGUUUACACUCUACGCUGAUGGCACACCAAUGGAUCUCAGAGCAUUCUUCAAUCCAACUCCAACAUUGACUGAACUUACUCUUGGUGGACUGGCACUUGUGAACAAUACUUGCCCAACUCUUCAAGAGCUUGGAUGGUCAAACAUCAUAACUCUAGAGUUGGAUGAAGUUGGACUCACAGGAUACUUUGGAGACAUGUUUAACCUCCCUGCCAUUCGCUCAUUGUCGCUGCCCAACAACCCAAAGGCUUGGACAACUUUGACUGAUGGUAUUGGACAAUCAAAUAUUCAGACUUUGAACGUCCAGAAUACAAAUACAAGUGGUACUGUUCCAUUCAAUAUAUUGAGCAAGUCAAUCACUCAGUUGGAUAUCAGAACAACUUCAUUGAGUGGAUACCUUCCCCCAUCAUUCCUCUGUCUCCCACCCGAAGCAACCGAUCCAAACUCCAAGUCCAACAGGAAAUACCUCUUUGACAAAGUCUUCCUCAACUACAACGCAACCUACAUUGGCAAGUGUGCCCCCGUCAUCACAUCAAUUGUACCAUAUCCAGUUCAGGUCAACUCGACAAUCACUAUAUUUGGCGAGAGUCUGGCUAUUGUGCCAGGAUAUUAUGAGCUCAAGAUGAACAACUCGCAGGGAGAUGUUGCCUCACUCAACUGUGUGGCCUCGGGAACAACAUCUAUCGCUUGUACCAAUGGCCAGAUCCAAGGCGCCGGCAUGAUAUCCCUGGCAAUCAAGGUCGACCCCAUCGCCUACGCCUACGCCAACUACACCUACCAGUCCCCUCUCAUCACCUCGGCUACCCCAUGCCCUACCCUGGGUGGCUACAUCACCCUAUCGGGUUACGAUCUAAUGGACCCAGUCGGACUGAACUCUGACGACACUGGCAUCACUGUUGCUGGCAAGCGAUGCAUCCACGUCCGUGUCCUCGAUCCAUUCCGCAAGAUCACUUGCUACUUCCCCGCUGGCAUCAUCUCGGACGUCCCCUUCAACUUCCGUGUCAAGGGACUCGGUAACACAGAUCAGAGUGUCAACUUCUUUUAUAAUCGCCCACUUGUGUCGGCAUCCCGCGCUGUGUUGCCCAACACCGACACUGUGUUCACCAUCUACGGCUCUGACUUUUGGAAGGAUCCAUCGGUGGUCAGCGUGCAGAUUGGCGCGUCACCAAACCCCAUACCAUGUCCAGUGCAGUCGGCCAAUCACUCGAUCAUCGUCUGUGCAUUCCCGGCCACUCCAUUCCAAUCCGGAACACUGAAUAUCCAAGUGACUGUCAAUGGACAAGUGUCUCCACCCAAUAAGCUAUUCCAGUUUGUUGAUGAGAACAUCUGUCCAAAUGCAUGCAGCAACAAUGGCUACUGUGACGUCGGUGUCGGAUACUGUACAUGCAGCAGCAACACCUUUGGUGCCGACUGUUCCAAGGAACCCAUCGCGUCAGACUCCGCAUUCGAGACUGGCACUCCAAUGUUGACUUUGUCAUCAUCGAAUAAUAGGACAAGAUUACAGGCAUACUUGUUGUCUGUUAUUGAGAAUGGAGCUGAGACUUUGGCACCAGCCAAUUGGGGCCUGGUCCAGGACAGCAACAUUGCCACAUACAAUUGGUCGUCCAAGAUGAAUGUUGUCAUUCGCCGUAACAACGCCACGGGCUUCGACCUGCUCGGCGGCUCCAACAACUCAUUCCCCGCCCACAGCUACACAUACCAAGUACAGUACCAGAACACCAUCUACGUGUCGUCCUCGGUGCAGUUCCGACUCGCCGUCAAGGUCGUGCCCGAUGAGUGCAGCACCAAUGUCAACUCCAAGCUGGCCUUCCCCAUGCCAUCCAACAGCACUCAAGACAAGUAUGUUCACUGGUCCCAGCUGACCCAGUUCGACACAGAGUGGAUGGCGCGCUACCCACAGGCAGGCGCAAUCAACGGUCAGUACGGCCAGGUGUUCUCGUCGGUCGCCGAUGCCAGCCACGGAAGCUACCUCGAGCUGCUUGUCGAUGUCAUUCCAAGCACGCCCAAGCAAGAUGGAAUACGCACGGCUGUAGUAUCAUUCGACUUUGCCGCCUACACUGCCAAGAAUAACAGAGACCCAGUAACCUCUUGCACAUCUGGUGGCGGAUCAUCAAGCAAUGGAUGGAAGAUUGCCGUCGGUCUUGUCGUUGGCAUUGUUGGCCUAGUCGUCAUUGGAGGUCUAGCAUACCUGAGCUUCCGUCAACAUCGCAAACUCGAGGCCACCAAGAGUUUGCUCGAUAAGAAGCUCGCCGAGAUCAACUCCAACUUGUAA
Acytostelium subglobosum LB1 is the source of this 2874-nucleotide messenger RNA. RefSeq lists its product as hypothetical. Bases 1 to 2874 code for a protein of 957 amino acids. The record is from RefSeq and is a predicted model, not a curated record. The transcript has 10 exons. NCBI's taxonomy places the organism in Eukaryota, Evosea, Eumycetozoa, Acytosteliales, Acytosteliaceae.